CCCCAUUCCCUGAUGCCUGCCUAUAAAAGAGCACCUGUGACUUGGAUUAGGGUUAUUUAGUCGAUGUAACUCGCUGAUGUAGCUACAAAGGAAGAAAUAGACCAACCUUUAAGGAUUAAACCUGCGUUCUUCCUGGUGAUUGAUUUGUACUUGUUAAGUGAAGAGAACUUCUCCAUUGAGAGCGUUUGCAUUUCAGCCGCAGCCUCCUGAUCUGAGCGUCUGCGCCGGACGAGGGGGCGGUGGGGUGGCGUGACGUCAUAUCAGCCACCGCGCUCUGAUUGGCUGCCUGGCUCUCACCCGACAGAGCUGUGAUUGUUUUCUGCAGAGGAAGCCUCUGAACGAGCGCCGUGCGCUGGAAUGAAGCGACCCUGUGUGUGUUUUUUUUGUUACUGAAGCGAUGAUGUGAGCGCACAACGUGACCGGAGUCCUUGUCGUUGAGUGCGGGAAAACAAAACAGGGUGGUAGUUUGAUCACUGGCCGAGGCGCCAACGAGCAGGACGGAAGUUUGGGUCACACAGUCUCAAGAGAGAUCAAGUAAAAAAAAAGUGCCAAAUGCCGAGACUGGAGGACCACUGCUGGAGCUGCUCUUGUUCUUCUAAGGCUGACACUAAGCAUUCAUCGGGGGCUAGCUGGGUCGCAUCCAAGGUUGAGGAGAUGAUGUCCAUCAUAACCACGGUGCUCGGGAGCGCCUACGGCUCUCUGCACGACGUCCGGACCACCAACCUGAUCCGCCGGGGUCUGGUCCUCUUCACGGUCGGGGUCUUCCUGGCCCUGGUGCUGAAUUUACUGCAGAUCCAGAGGAACGUCACUCUGUUUCCUGAGGAGGUGAUGACAACGUUGUUCUCCUCCGCUUGGUGGAUCCCUCCAUGCUGCGGGACGGGAGCGGCUGUUAUCGGCCUGCUGUACCCCUGCCUCGACAGUCAUUUGGGAGAGCCUCACAAGUUCAAGAGGGAGUGGGCCAGCGUCAUGAGAUGCAUCGCCGUCUUUGUAGGAAUCAACCACGCCAGUGUUAAGUUAGACUUUGCCAACAAUGUGCAGCUCUCCCUAACCCUGGCCGCGCUCUCCUUGGGCCUGUGGUGGACGUUCGACCGCUCCAGGAGUGGCUUCGGUCUGGGCAUCACCACCGCCUUCCUCGCUACUGUCAUCACACAACUGCUGGUCUACAAUGGCGUUUACCAGUACACAUCUCCAGAUUUCCUUUAUGUGCGCUCGUGGCUGCCGUGCAUAUUCUUCUCAGGCGGUGUGACUGUGGGGAACAUAGGACGCCAGCUUGCCAUGGGCGGUACUGAGAAGCCCCACAUGGACUGAACGCUGUGCUGCACUAAAGCAGGAAUAAGGACAGAUGAGUGAAGGGCAGCCAAAGUGGAGAUGGAGGAGUUCUGUGAGGAACAACAGGAGAAAAAGGACUCGUCACGUUGACUCCCUCUUUUGUUGCGCUGUCAGAGUGCAGGUCAAAGCAUCCCUUCAUAAAACGUGCCAUAGUCCUCUGCAGCAACAAGCCUCUUCCUCCCAUUAGCAUCCCAGCUUCCUUCACACCGAACGGGAGUUUCGCCUUUCGCGUGUUCAUGUCUGACGUGGAUGGUGGACUGGUUUUAAGCGUGGACAGGUCCUGGCGGGGACGUGAACCACCGAGUGCUACGGCGUCCGCCUGGACAGCUGACGUAGGAUAAAUAAAAGGGAAACGCUGUUUGAAGGGGCACAAGCAUGUCCCCGAACAGAAACGGUCGGUGUGCCUCAAAUUCACCCAGAGGGUGAGAAUGGACGCUUUUGAUUUCUGGGCUAUUUUUGGGAAAUCGUUUGCUUUCUCCUUUCAAAAUCCUCAAAAUUUGUGAGAAACUGGAAAAAAAAAGGGCCUUCGCCUUGACCAGAAUAUUUAUCUUUAAAGCAUAAAUCAAAGAAAACUGCUUAUUUAGCACCACUAAUGAAGCUAAAUGUGCAGCACAGGUUACGACUGAUUUCCUGUAGUUGCCAAUUUUUUAGAAGCUAAAAUCACAGGAAAAUUAAAAAAAAAAUCAACUUGACAUUUGCCUGUCACAUGACUUCAGUCGAUUUUAUUUCAUCCUUUCAACUGGACUCUCCUUCAGAUGUAAAAACUGACAUUUAUGCUAUUUGGUUCACAGAAACGAGGUUGUUGUUAGAUCUUUAAAAAGAAAAUAAAGCCAAUGAUUUCCCAGAAUGCUUCUUUUUGAGGAUAAUGAAUGAAUAGAAACAGGGAAAAAUAGGAAGUGCCAGUGACGUUGCUACCAACCUGCCCCGUGUGUCGUGUAAAACCCAGAGCAUUUUCAGAUUUUAGGCUCUGAGACUAAACGUAAGAUGUUUGGAGCACAAAAGUAUUUCUUUUCCUCUGGAUUUUGUUUCCCGUCUUAUGUUUGGGUAAAAUAGUUUCAAGCACAAGAACGUUUGUAGAAAAGUUAAAAUGUUUUUUGGUUUUUUUUUAAGAGUUUCAGCAAAAUCUCUUCUUUUUCUAGUGUGAUCGCACAAAUUGACCUAUUUUCGUUUCACACCUGGUUUGAUCCUUUUUGCAAAAUAUGCAGAUAAUUAAAGGGGAGGAUAAGGACGUCAGAUGCUUAAGAUUUGCAAUCUGUGAUUGCCUAUGUAUUGUAUAGAAUGUAGUGCUUUUGUCACUGUUGCGGUUUAGGUUUGUCAUUUUUCCGGAACACAUCACUGCAUCAUCAGACAGGUAUUCGUUCCACGUUAGACCAACAGUCUGUUAGCUUUGAGGGAUUUAGAAGUCAAAGUGCAAUCACACACUUAUUUAUUUUUUCUUCUGACAAAUUGCUUGAAAAAAAAAGAUUCAAAUAAAUGUUUGUGUGCAUUUGAAUUCAGGAAAAAGCAAUAACGUGUUUGUCUUUGUCCGAUUUUAUGCCUUUGAAAUCAAAACCAAUGAGAGACGGGAUGAAAAACAAACAGUUUUGUGGAACGAUCUGAAGAAAUCCUGAUGAAUUUUUGUAAAUACUCUUUGUGGAAGACAUCUUCAGGCCACAUUCAGGGGUGCAAAACAGACGAGGAAGCUUUAUGUUCCUUUUUUUUUUUUUUCUUUGCCGAUGAAACACCUUUUGUUUUGUCGUUGUAGUUUGUUAAGUGUUUGAAAUUUCUGCUGUGUAUUGUUUUUGCUACCAUGAAUUCAAGUGAAAAAUAAAAAAUAAAAACUUCCAAACAAG
Oryzias latipes (Japanese medaka) is the source of this 3161-nucleotide messenger RNA. RefSeq names its product insulin induced gene 1 (gene insig1). Gene Ontology annotation, biological process: cholesterol biosynthetic process; SREBP-SCAP complex retention in endoplasmic reticulum; SREBP signaling pathway. Gene Ontology annotation, cellular component: endoplasmic reticulum; SREBP-SCAP-Insig complex. NCBI's taxonomy places the organism in Eukaryota, Metazoa, Chordata, Actinopteri, Beloniformes, Adrianichthyidae. The record is from RefSeq and is a predicted model, not a curated record.